GAAAACCACACACCAAAGAUGCUUAGUUCCUAACAUUUCUUUAGAAAGGUGUAUUCGUCCAGGAAUCACAAUGACUCGAACAACACUCUUCAUGUCUGAAAGGCGGAGCCUCCAAUCCUGUACGGCCGAAUUUGGUGGCGAAAUCGACCAAGACACCCAAAAGGAAUUUCAAUUCUACAUGAUAUAUUCAACUUUAAGUAAAGAAGUUCGGAAAGAAAUAGGUUCCCAGGGUGACGAAUUCAUUAAACACUGUUCUUUUAAUGGAAAAGCAUGUUCUGUAAAAACAUUUGUGGAAUCCCAAAGUCUUCGUUAUGGUAAUUGUUUCACUUUCAACCAAGGUAGCAGAAAUAAGACAUCCCCAUUGAUUGUGUCUGAAACUGAAUACUGGAGUGGAUUGGAGGUAACCCUUGAGCUAAAAUAUGAUGAAUACAUGCUGUUCUCUGAUACCGUUGGGGCAAGAGUUCACAUCCAUGAUCCGAAUGAACCCCCCAGCCCUGACAAUUAUGGAAUUGACAUUAGCUCAGGUUUCGAGACUUCAGUAGCAAUUAUGCAAACUCACGAAAUUCGACUAGCUUCUCCUUACAGAGAUCACUGUGUUAAUUACAGUGACGAAGACCCGUACCGUCACAGUCAAAGCUGGUGCACGAGAUAUUGCAUUCAAAGGAUUAAUUACAUGAAGUGUGGAUGUGCUGAUCCAACCCUGACAUCAACCACCAUUUUCAAGACUUGCAAUUUGACAAACCGAAAUGAAAGUUGUUGUCUGAACGAAGUUUUGGAUCGUAUUUUGAAAGACAAAUUAGCUUGCGAUUGCCCCCUGCCAUGCAGCACAACUUAUUAUGGGGAAAAAGUGUCAGUGGCUAGAUGGCCUUCCAAAUCUCUUGACUUCAACGGAAACUUAACAAAACGCAAUUAUUUGGAAGAUAUUAAACGAAUGCGAAAAAGUCAAGCGAAACUUAGAGUAUUCUAUUCAACUUUGAUUCGGAAAAUAUACGAACAAAAACCAAGAUACCAGGAUUCAGAAAUAUACAGUCACUUAGGAGGUGAGUUAGGUAUGUGGCUAGGCUUAACUCUAAUGGUAAUAUUCGAGAUUAUUGAAACGAGUUUAUAUUUGAUAAAGUAUUUUAUCAGAUUUCGAGCAAACCGCAAGGUAAAAAAAUUGGCCAUUUGUGACUAGUUAAAUAAGGACACU
Argiope bruennichi is the source of this 1189-nucleotide messenger RNA. Its product is annotated as degenerin mec-10-like. Bases 71 to 1174 code for a protein of 367 amino acids. Gene Ontology annotation, biological process: sodium ion transmembrane transport. The transcript has a single exon. Gene Ontology annotation, molecular function: ligand-gated sodium channel activity. Gene Ontology annotation, cellular component: membrane. The record is from RefSeq and is a predicted model, not a curated record. NCBI's taxonomy places the organism in Eukaryota, Metazoa, Arthropoda, Arachnida, Araneae, Araneidae.